Molecule: messenger RNA, 8083 nt
Organism: Porites evermanni
Lineage: Eukaryota; Metazoa; Cnidaria; Anthozoa; Scleractinia; Poritidae
Source: the annotation of a GenBank genome assembly
GGGACUGGGACCCAAAAUCACUCCCAGUCAAACAUGGCAUCUGAAGGGAAGAAGUUACAGGAACAAAGCGAGGAAAAACUCGAAAAAAAGAAGCAUCGCGGAAUACCAGAGGCUCUUUUUCUGGUAAUAUUUUACUACUAAAGCAGUGUAUCCCUAAAUUUUUGAGAGGAUGUGAUUGGAGUAUUUUCCCCUCGGGAAAGUUUUUUUGCAUGAGUAAUAGUUAACAAGCUUACUGGAAAUGAUUUUCAGUACAAAAAUAACUGUUACCUUAAGUACUAACUAUGAUCUUACUGAGUCCGACGGGCCAUUCAAAUUCGUUUUCCCGUCACAUACAGGAGGAUGUUGAUGAAUUUAUGAAAAAGAGCGGACAUGACACCGCCGAGUCCGUGCUCAAAGAUUUGGAUGAGCAGCAUCAGAAGUAUAAAUUUAUGGAACUGAAUUUGCUGGCAAGAAAGAAAAGGUAAGCCAGUUGCUCGAUCAGUCCCUACUCACAAUUAAAAACAACAAUAACGAUUAUUUUUUACCCCUGGCAGUAUUUUUAAGUGUGUGGUCGGGCGAAUAACUGAAACAGAAAUUAAUCGAAAUAUCCAUAACAAGGCUGUGCUCUAAGGAACAUUGAAGAGCGCCCAGUUCUCUGAACCUGUUUAAGCUAGGGUGCCCAGCAUAUGAUUUUGUGAAAGAAGGAAGAUUUUCCAAGUCUCCCAAGAGCAAAAGUUAGGAUCCAGGGGCCAAAGGGCUCUGUUUAACCCUUAAAGCCCCAGUGGUGACCAACAUCAAUUUUCUCCUAACGAUAUCCAUACCUUGUCAAGAGAUAAGGUUAUGAGAAUUAAUGAAAUGAUCACUAAAGAGAAACUGCUUUGAUCUUUUAUCAAAUUCUCUCAACUACCUCUUUAAGGAAAUGUAUGGAGAUCAGUUUGGAGAAUUGCUUUAUGGAUAUUGGGGCUUAAAGGGUUAAUAGAGCACAGCCGUGCAUAACAUUAACAAACUUAUAAAAGAGUUCCAACUGACAGUCCUUGUAAGGUGGCUCACUGUAACAGUUUGUAGCUUUAUAACAGGUGUAAAAGGAAUUUCCUCUAAGUUUCAUAGCUUUGGUAUACAGCUGCCUCGUACACAAGCGUGUUCUGGCUGAUUCGAGAAUGACUGGGAUCUUGGUUCUACGCUAGGUAUCAUGGUAAAGGUGAAGAGAAAGUUUUUGUUGUUCAUCCUUCCCAGCAUCAUUUGCAUCCAUGCUAAAUUGUCUUAGCUAACCCGCGUCUUAUUUUAGACGAAAUGUGCCGUUUAUACGGAAAGUUCGCGUCUUAUUUAAGACACGUCCUAUGUAAGACACGUCUUAUUUUUCCUUGUUAAAUGGCCCUAUUGUUAAUAUAAGUGAGGAAUAAAACGGCUCCCAACACAGUUCCCUCUGGGUCCGAACACCAGACAAAAUAGAGGCCCAAGAUGAAUGAUAUCCCCGCAAAACAACUGGCUGGUGUUGGUUUGAUUGGGUAUCAAUGAUUGGGCCCCUGAGAGAAACAAAGGCUUAACAACUGAUGUCAUCUUAAUUUGGGGGUCUUUUAGAAGCUUUUGACUUGGUGCCACAUGAACAAUAUUUGAACAAAGGUAGUGAUUGAGACAGGUAAGAUUUCUCUUUCAGGAAGCCAAAUUGCUCUGGAAUAAAGAUCUCAUUAGUUAUCCAAAACUGAACAAAAUGCUGUCUCACAAUCAUUUCACACACUUUGCACACCACCAAUAUUAACGAAACAGGGCGGUAGUUUUGGCGAACGUAUUAGCACCUUUCUUAUGUAAAGGAGUAAUAUCAGCCAAUAACCAGUUGUGUGGUAGCAUGCCUGAUGCAAAGGACCCCUUUGCACUGAGCGGUGGAGCCAAAUUUUGAGUUAAAUUCUUUAAUUACAACUAGAUUUUAUUUUUCUGUAUAUAUUUCAAAUUCUUGUAUUUCCCUAGGGUAGGCACCCUGCAGGGGUCUAAGUGUCCCUUUCAUGCCCUUCAUUUUUGGGCUUUAAUUCUUUCAUGUUUGUAUAUUUCAUUCUGUUUUAAUUUUUCCCAAUAAAGCUUGAAAUAGUAAUGAUGAUAAUAGUAAUGAAUACUAUCCGGACCAGGUGAUAUAUGAGGUUUCAACUCACUCAGGAUCUCGUAAACAUCCUUAGGUGAACAGUGCAGAAGACUAAGAUCUGUGUAAUAUGUGUUAUAAAAAGGUCGUGGUAUUAAGGUCAAAAAACACCUUUGUUCAGAACAAAAUUCUAAAGAAAUGAAAAAUGAAUUUGGUAUGGUCAAAUUCUAGACAUCUCCAACCUUCACAAAGCUGUCAUUCGUGGAUGUAAUCCACGGAAACACUCAAACAUCUCUCAUCUGUAGCCCCUAAACUGUAUGUUCUCUGCAUGACUUAUUUGAUGCCAAAAUAGUCUGGCAUAGAUGUCUAUAAAUCAUUUAUCUGGCGUAAGGUAGUGCUGGAAUUAUUGACAUCUUGUCAACUGAAGGUUUUUUUUUAUCUUCAGAAAGGAAAGGUCUCUUGCAGCACACAGUUUAUAAAUAUGAAGUGUCCACAUUAGUGAGGUUCACUUUCUAUGAAAAUCUUCUGUUGAUUAGGACAGUGAAAAGUGUCUGUUGUCCACUUUAACAGAUGUCUGUAUUAAGUGGGUUGAAUUUAGAGAAAAUGUAUGGGCUAUUCCCAGGGACAAAUAAAAUUGUCCGUAAUUACGAGGUGUCCAUGUUAUGCAGGUGUCUGAAAGUGGGGUUUGACUGUAUGUCCAAGUGGAGUGAAGCAAAAGAGAAAAUUAGCCAGCAAAGCGAGCCUAGGGUCACCUGGGGAAGAAAACAAGAUAGGGGAGCCUGUAGACUUUGUUUUGACACCGCCCGUCCAUGAUAGCCAGGCAUUUCAGUAAGGUUUUGAACACGUGCUUGCAACACUGAGACAUUCCAGAUGGUCUUUUAUAAGGCCCACUUCUUUUCGCAAAUAUGUGUUAAGGAACGAUCCUUGUUUUAACACAUAACAAACCAGGGGAUUUCAUACCGUGUGUGAUAAAGUGGAAAUUUGAUGGUGAAGUAUAAUUUCAGUAUUUUCAGUAUUUUAAAAGAAAAUUUGAAAAAAAGGACUGAUCAGGAAAAGGGCAUGAUUGUAACUUAAAACUGUUUGUUUCUUGUAUUAAAAAAAGUUCUUUGAGAUGUUAAGCAGCCGGGCAAAGUCACAUAAUAUCACAGCCAGUCAAUUUGCGUGGUGCCAUGUAUUCCUUAAUGAAACCCCAUGGAUACCAGAUUCUGGUAUCAUGAUCAUGAUCUGAUUUGUGAGAUUGCUGACUGUUGACAAGUGAGCGAUGAAUAUUGAAUGAAUAUAUCAGGGGCACCCGACGGCAAUUUUCGGGAAAUUAUCUGUUCGGAAGACAAUUUGAGAACUAGAAUUUUUGGAACAUUUGUUGUAAAAUUUCUUGCUUGCCUGCCUCUCCUAGGAUUUUCGAACAUCUACAAAAUGGUAUAAUUACCCAUCACCCUAAAAAAGGCCACCUAGAGUUUUCGGGAGCCUUUUCCUGGCUGAAAUUUUCGAAAAGGUAAGUUUUGAUCCCUAUAAUUUUCGGAUCACUAGACUUUCAGCUAGGAAAUCCGAACAGAUGAAAAGUUUUUAGGGGAUAAAAAUAUGCCUAUAUCUACCGUUAAAAUACUAAAAUACGUUCAACAAUGCUAUGUGUUAAGUGGUUUUGAACUAUAUCCUUGUUGGGUGCCCCUGAUAUAUUCCACAUGCAUACAAAUGUUAUUGAAGCUAAUACAUUUAAGCUUAAAAGUAGCAUUAUAAUUCGACAGGUCUUGUUGCCUUAUUGACAUGUUAUUGACAUAUGUGUUACAGGAUAAUUGCAAGUGGGUAGAUGGUCAUGGAUGGCAUCAAAACAUAGUAUACAGGCUCCAAGCGGUUUUUCUCCUCCAGGAAAAUGAAUGCUUGGCGAGCAAAGCAAGCCGAUUUUCUUUUUCAGCCUGCUUUACUUGGGAGUCUGUUCGCAGGCUACUGUAUUGGAAUUUUCAGUAUUUUUGAAAGGUCUUUAGGUCACCAUUUACUAUGCCCCUAAGAAAAGGAGAAGGGGUGGAAAAUAGUUUUCAAUGGUUCCAAUGAACCAGGCUGAUUUUCCCAGCUUUCAAACCAAGUAGCAGAAAGGCCAAAAGACCCAUGCUUCUCCUCGUAUAUCUGAAUUAAAAAAUCCAUCCAAACAACUGAGAGGCCAUAAAACAAAAUCAAAAUCCAAGGCUUUAAAACAGUGUAAUUAUUUGGGCGUAAUUGAGUCAGUUUUCUUUGAUUCAAAGUUGCAAUAGGCACGCAAUACGCGCAAACGUAAACAAGCCAAGUAAACAAGCCAAGUGACACAAAUGUCUGCCACACGCUGUGUCACAACACAACAUUUAUCUCCUUUACAUACGACCCACAGAUAACGCACCGCAAACAAAUCGGCAAAUCACUUUUACCUCUCAAAAUAUUUUUUGUUACUAAUUCAUAGUAAACUCUACGAGAAACAAUUUUCACUGAUUAACAAACUACAGCCAUUAUCUUACUGAUUCCCAUCCAGUAUACCUCCAUGCCUUUCACUUCACGUAUCUCAACCAACCCCUAAAAUAUACAACGCUACUGAACAACUCACACAUCCCUAACACAUAAAAAAAACUUCACACACACCUAGUACAUCAACGCCCAAAUAUAUGCUCCCAAAGUGUCUUGUUGUAUAGUAGUUGUGUGCUUGCCAGUGUAACUUUGUAUGCUUGACUUCUUGACUGUAACUUUGUUGGAAAUAUUUAACAUAUCUUGCAGGCUACAAAUUCAAGUUCCAGAUUUAAAUUCUAGUUUGGAGAUGGUCAAAUUAUUAUCUUCAAAAAAGGUACCGUUAAAGAAACACAUGUAAUGUGAUUGUAAAUGGAAGAGACCAUGGUGUUCACAGUCAGUUAUCACUUUCUUGACUAAAAUAUUUGGUGUUAUUUUGCUUCCUUUAAUGCAGGGAAGUUCCAAGCCACUACAGAGCAGAUUUUUGUUGUCUGAUCAAGUCUAUUGCACUGCUGAUGUGCCACCCACUGAAAAAGUGAUGCUUUGGCUAGGGGUAAGAAUUAAUCAUUAUAACUAAAAUGUAAUUUCAGGAUUUAAAGCUGUAGACAUCAAACAGCAGGCCUGAACUUCAAUUUUAUCACUCAAACCAGAGUCAACAGGAAGUGAUGACAAUGAUGAUGACGACAGUAGAAAAAAUGUCCAGGGAUGUAGCUGAGGAAAAACUAAGCAGACUUUUAUACUCAACUGCACUGUCAAAAUUACUCCAUGUCUUGGUUUUCCAGAGCAAUUUGAGCUAGUGUAAGCUCUUUUUCAGCCAUGAAAUUAGCUGGCAGCCGGCUCUAAGCCACAUUCCUGAAUGUCUCGUAAAAAGUGAAUUCAUUGUUUUUCAAAAUUCAUCCCUCUUAUUCCAGGUUUUUGUCAAAUAUUAGUGAAUUUUUUUCUGUAGUCGAAUUCUAAAGGACUCUAAGUUUUUAAAACAAAGUUGGUGAUGUCAACAAUCACAUUUGCUGAACACCAUUUAAACAUCAAAUAGACUGGGACUCUGUGGCCUGCAUUAUGUAUUCUACAGACUACUAUCAAUGUUUCACUUUAGAAAGAUAGUUUACUAUAACUUAUAACAAACACCACUGAAUCACAGUCAACAAUACAAGCACCACACAAUCGACUCAUUGACGAGGGUCGUGAAGGGGUAAAAUGCGAACUGGGAUUAGCCUUAUUGUGGACUGGGAAAAUGGGAUUUACUCACUGGGACUGGGAUUUAGCCACUGGGAAUGGGAUGAACAAUUAUAUGGGAUUUCUUUUCUUCAGCGGUCUUUGCUCCAAUAUUUUGAAAUAGAAAAAUAAAAUUUCGUAGCAAUAGACCUUGCACUCCUCAGUAGAGACCGUGAAAUCAGUAUUUUUCGCCUUUGCGCCCGCGGUUUAGCUACCAGGCUUACACGGUUGCAUAGUUACGUUCUGUCAGUUUUCCUGGUCAGCGGACAAGUUCUGCAAGUUUGCAUAUGGCUGGAAGAGAAAGAGUGUUCACCAGCAGAAUGAGAGAUUUUCUUCAGUCCAGGUGAAGGUACGUGUAUCCAAAUAGCGUCAAUCAGUGCUUUUAAUUUAUUACGCGCAUGAUUUUUGCAAAUAAUCAUUAGUAAUGGGAUUUUAGAUUUGGUAACUGGGAUUUUGGCAAAAAUUAGCCUGGGAACUGGGAUUUGGGCCAAAUUUAGGCUGGGAACUGGGAUUUGGUACCCCCCUUCACGACCCUCAUUGACGGACUCAAGCAAAAUGACAGAAUGACUGGAUAACCAACAAUUUCACUUACAAUAUAUGAUCGACUGUUCAAGUGUGACAAAAGACAGAUUGAAUGCAAAAUUGACAGUUAAAGUCUUCACAGCCAAUAAGAUCAUGGCUUAUCUGAUAAACGACUAAUACCAUUGUGACUUGAUGACCAAUCAGGUCAUUAACCAGAGUUAUACCAUCAUUGACAUGAUAGAACUGAUCAUCAUCAUCAUCAUCAUCAUCAUCAUCAUCAUCAUCAUCAUUUAUUAGCCCCGAUAAUUAUUAAAAUGAAUUUUACGGAAUACAGUAAUUGUUAGGCAAGGAAACCUCAGGAAACCACCAGACUAAUAGGAGAGGUCCCACCUCAACAUCACAAUUAUUAUGAUAACAAAUAAGGGCUGCGAAGGAGUGUGGCUAGACAAAUUCAGUAACUGUUUGAAACAAAACUCUAGCACUUUGUUCUUAAAGACAGGAAAGCCUUUUGACAGGUUGUUGAAAUGUCAGUCACUUUCAGCAACAGUCCUAUUCAGGACUAAGCUCACUUGGACGAUCAUGCUCCACCUACUUAAUAUGAAAUGACGCAUGGGUUCAAAGCUUUCACAGUAAACGAUGAAGACAGCAUAGACAACAUUAGUCAGUGCAAUUUGUUUUGGAUAUAUAACCAUACUAUUAUGUUGCCAUUCUUACAGGCAAAUGUGAUGUUAGAAUACAGUAUUGAAGAAGCAGAAGCUUUGUUAUCUAAAAACCUUAAUACUGCGCAGAAAAGCUUAACAGAAAUAGAAGAGGACUUGGGAUUUCUUAGAGAUCAGUAUACAACAACUGAAGUCAGUAUCCUUUGAUAAACAGAACUAUAUGUAUGUGUAAUCCAUUAUGGUGACGAGUGAAAUUAAGGAAUAAUUUCAUGUGCGUUUUGUCCAGGAUUUUGACAAAACACAAGUGAAAUUAUGUCCUAAUUUCACAAGUAUACCAUUUGAUUACCUAUUAAUAUCAUGGGUAAGGAAUUAUGUUGGCAAUCGUGGAUUUUUGACAUGUUUGUCCUGGAUCAUAUCGAUCGAGAAUUCCACUCUCUCAAAAGUUUAGAGCUUAAAUUUGGCUUAAGUUCAGAAUUUUUAGAAUUUUUCGAAAGAAUACCUUUUAGAAUCCUAUCUUAAUGUGCUCUUUCGUGUGUUCAGGUUUUCUAAAGCAUUAUUUUAUGCCCUGACAUCUUCAUUCACAACAUUUUAAAAAUUCUCGCCAUCUUGGCACUGAGACGUAUGGAAGGUUGCCUUGGCAAUUUAACACUGAAAUUUCACGCCAAAUUUAAGGAGUAAUUUGUCACCUAUGAUAUUAUUCUAAUAAUAGCAAUAGCACAUUGAAAAGUAAAAUACAGUGGAACCAGGUUAAUACAGACACUAAGGGGACAUACCAUAGUGUCCCUAUCAUCUGGUUGCCCACAUCAAGUGUGGUCUCAGAAAAAAACACCAGGGACACAUUUUGUAUCGAUAUAAAGAUAAAAAGGAGCAGUGACAUGAAGCAAAAAGUCAAGGAAAUAAAACUUGUGUAAUAGGAGGCAAAACAACACAUGACUGAUCAAAAUAAAAAAGGUCAAGCCAUUUGGCUGUUUCUUUGUAAAAAAAAAAAAUCAUAUUAACCUCAAGAAAUCUGUCAUUAUUUGAACUGCCAAAUUCUCAAAUCAUCCUGAGCAUUUUCUUGGUUGGUGCCCUUGUUUUUUUGUAACCAUGAUAUCUCCUUAACCUUAAUUCAGACAUGGCUAGAGUUUACAACUGGGAAGUCAAGAAAAGACAAGCACAGAAGUCUCGGUCUGAGAAAUAG